UCAUUGCAGGAGGAGGCGCUUGCAUUCCCUUUGAUGCACUCCCACAUACACCGGUUCUCCAAGGUCUGGAAGCAAGCCCCCACUGGCCUUCUCCAGUCCUCUGCCAAAUAUCAGCAAUUGGCUGGCAACCGGUUGAGGGUGUACUCCGCCUUCUGCCCGGAGAUAGCUGUGAGAGGCUCCAGCAUUUCCACAACCCUUGUGAGGAUAAGCUGCCUAAAAAUGACUAAAUGAAUCAUGACACACACACACAAUUAUGAAUGCUUAGCUGCGUAUCAUAGUGUGGGAGUGCCAUACAGUAAUUCAAAUGGUGCCUUUAGUCUAGAAAAAAGUUGCUUUCAUUUGUUAAAAUGCAAUAGCACAAAUCAAUUUGAGCAUUUUUGUUGUUGUUGUAUUAGCUGCCAUUAGUGCCAUUACAUGAAGGUGAACACGUGUUUGUAGUGCCAUCUCUUUAAAGUAAUACUAGGGCAAAACUCUCUGACAUGGGUCUGAUUUCAGUCUGAUAAAAUUCAAUUCAAACUCAUUUGUUUUGAAUUGUUUACACGGGACCAAAGAAUCAAAAGUUUCUCUUUAGUUAUAACCUUGUCUCCACAUUCAGGCAGUGUGGUGAGACCCUCCUGCUCUGAACCAGAAUAGUGAAUGUGAAAGAUUUUUUUUUGUUGUUGCCCAAAAUCACCUGAAGCAGUGCUGUUUCACAAUAGCCAGUGUGCUGGAAAAGUGCUCUGUGACUCACUGAAAUAGGUCAGUGAAGGCAGCUGCUUCCAUUAGCACAAGCUAGAGCGUCCUUGCAAAAAUAUCCCAUAACAUCUGUAAGCAAUGGUUUGAAACAAAACAGAAAACAUGCAAUGGGAUCGCUGUGGGGAUUAUGCAGACAGGGAAACAGUCAGGGAGGAUUUUUUUUAACUCUCGAUUGAUCUGAUAUAUAAAUCAAACUGUCCGUAAUUGUGUAUGUGACUGUGAAUGGUUGUUUGUCUACAUGAGUCCUGCGAUUGGCUGGCAACCAGUUCAGGGUGUACCUCGGCUCCUGUACCUCGGCUCCUGCCCGAUGACAGCUGGAAUCGGCUCCAGCACUCCUGCGACCCUUGUGAGGAUAAGUGGUUCAGAAAAUGGAUGGAUGGAUGGACGGACGGAUGGAGAAAAGGAAGACGUAGCAGCUGCCAAGUCAUACAAAACUACAAACAAGAAAAAGGAGGAUGAUGAUCCGGGGAAACUUAUUAAACCUGCUGAUCAAGUGGAACUCACUGAGGCUGAGCUGAAAGAGGAAAUCACAAAGACUCUGACUGCAAGAAAUCCACAUGCCCCGCAAAAUAUUGCCCACUACAAAUUUAAUGAUGGCGCUUACAAGCUGACCACGGUUGUAAACCACAUGGCCGUUCACUUCGUCUUGGAGGGUUGCCUCGAACAUCAAGACUUUGAUGAUAGUCACAGUCUGACGGCCACCGAGGAACUCACUGAAGAUGCAACAGGCGAGGAGGGCGAAGAAUCUGAUGAGGAUGAUUCUGGUGAUGGAGGUGAGGAAGAGGAGGCUGGAGAAGACGACAUACCAGACAGUGCUGCCUCCAAAGCAAAUGCCGAGCCAAAAUGUACAAAUCAGUUCAACUUUAUCGAAAGAUCCUCUCAAACAAUCAAUAAUCCACUGCAGGGUCGAGCCUGUCAGACUGUCCCACCUCCACGCUGCAACUAUUACGCCACUGCUUUUCAGUGGGACAUAUAUGAUGUUUACAUGGCUGAGCUACAGAAACAAGAGGUGAAAAAAGAGAAACAGAAAGACGACACUUGUGAAAAAAACAAAAAGAUGAUGCUCAUUGAGAAACCUAGUGAUGACAUCACACAAGUAUCCAAAUCUGCCAAGCUGUUGGAGCGCAUGGUCAAUCAAAACACUUUCAAUGAAGUAGCACAAGAUUUCAAGUACUUUGAGGAUGCGGCGGAUGAAUUUAGGGAUGAGGAGGGCACUGUUCUCCCCCUGUGGAAGUUCCAGUAUGACAAAGCCAAAAUGAUGUGUGUCACUGCCCUCUGUUGGAAUUUUAUUUAUCCAGAUUUUUUUGGUGUGGGAUUGGGAUCAUAUGACUUCAGCAAACAAGGCCGUGGGAUGCUUCUCUUCUACACGUUGAAGAACUCUACCUACCCCGAGUACAUCUUUCCUACAGGUUCUGGUGUGCUGAGCCUCGACAUUCACAAGCAACAUUCCUACCUAGUUGCUGUCGGUUUCUACGACGGCUGUGUGUGUGUGUACAAUUUGAAAAACAAGGGCCAGAACCCUCAAUACAAGAGCACUGUGAACACUGGCAAGCACACCGACCCAGUCUGGCAGGUACGCUGGCAGAAUGACAACAGCCUCAAUUUUUAUUCUGUGUCUUCGGAUGGCCGAGUUGUGUCCUGGAUGCUUAUUAAGAAUGAGCUGGCCUUCUCUGACGCUCUCAAGCUCACAUUGGAUUAUACUGUGUCGGAUGGCCUGGAGGGGAUUCAGGAACUUAUUAGAGCUAGUGGCACAUCUUUUGACUUUCACACACAGAUUGAUGAUCUCUUCAUAGUUGGCACUGAGGAGGGGAAAAUACACAAGUGCUCAAAGAACUACUCAAGUCAGUACCUCAAGACAUAUGAAGCCCACAACAUGGCAGUGGGCACUGUAAGGUGGAACCCCUAUCACUCCAAGGUGUUCAUCUCCUGCAGCUCGGAUUGGAGUGUCAAGAUCUGGGACCAGGAUUUCAACACUCCAAUGUUUACUUUUGAGCUACAUGCAUCAGUUGGGGAUGUGGCCUGGGCGCCGUACUCCUCUACUGUCUUUGCUGCUGUCACCACAGAAGGAUUGGUUCAUGUUUUUGACCUUGCCAUCAACAAGUAUCAGGCUAUCUGCCAACAGCCCGUGGUGAAUAAAAAGAAGACCAAGCUGACUCAUAUUGAGUUUAAUCCCGUUGAGCCCGUCUUCAUAGUGGGUGAUGACAGAGGCUCUGUUAUCAGUCUCAAACUGUCCCCUAACCUGCGCAAAAAACCAAAAGGGAAGAAGGGUCGUGAUUUGGUGGAAGGUCCUGAGGCCGAAGUUGCCAAGAUGGAGAAGCUACUCAGUCUGCUGAGACCUUGAGCAAAGUGCUGCUUUCAAGUAGUCGGCAUUUCUUUUCAUCAGCUCUGUAAAGUACAAUAAAGUAUUUCAUGAAAGAAAAA
Messenger RNA from Syngnathoides biaculeatus (alligator pipefish), 3156 nucleotides. RefSeq names its product dynein intermediate chain 2, ciliary-like. Gene Ontology annotation, biological process: cilium movement; outer dynein arm assembly. NCBI's taxonomy places the organism in Eukaryota, Metazoa, Chordata, Actinopteri, Syngnathiformes, Syngnathidae. The transcript is spliced from 21 exons. Bases 974 to 3076 code for a protein of 700 amino acids. Gene Ontology annotation, cellular component: outer dynein arm. Gene Ontology annotation, molecular function: dynein heavy chain binding; dynein light chain binding. The record is from RefSeq and is a predicted model, not a curated record.